CUGCGGUCGGCUGGUCACGUGGUGAAUGUACGCGAGAAAGCGCAACUCUUGCCUCUCGGCCCCACAGUCGGCAGCGAGGUAGCGAGAGCCAGAACCAGAAGGCGCAACCUAAGCAAGGGCCGGUCGCAACGAACACCCGUUAUUAAACACUUGCUGUAGCAAGGUCCUUACAAUCGACUUUGGUCAGCACCGCAGUAUAGGCAAAAUGUUGACAGGCGGCGCAGCUCUCAUCAAAUACCUCCUCUUUGUCUUUAACCUCGUCUUUGUGAUCACGGGCAUAGUGAUUUUGACUAUUGGUGCGGUAAUUUUAGCGGAGUAUGGCACAUACGAGGGAUUGCUGGACGGAAACUAUUAUUCCACCCCUGGGCUGCUCAUCUCGAUUGGUGUCAUCAUUUUCUUGGUUGCCUUCUUUGGCUGCUGCGGUUCCAUCAAGGAAAACUACUGCAUGGUUCUCACAUUCGCCGUUUUGAUGAUCGCAAUCUUCAUCCUGGAGGUGGCUGGUGGAAUGGCUGGUUACAUGCUGAGCAGCAAGGCCGAGCCUUUGCUGAAGAAAAAUAUGAUGGAAAUGCUGCCACAAUACAACUCGACAACUGGACCGUGGAACAGAGAAGAUUGGGAUUCUCUUCAGAAAAAUUUCAAAUGCUGUGGCGUGGAAAGUCCCGCUGACUGGAUGACUCAUACUGCACUUUUCAACGAAACUUUCAGGUACCCACUCUCUUGCUGCAGUCUUGAUGAUCCCAAAAAAUGUAGUCUCGAUGCGCCCCCUUCAAAUGCUACUGGAAUUUACAAGGAUGGUUGUCUGAUGAGUCUAGAGAAAUUCGUAUCAGACAAUGCGAUCACUAUUGGCGGCACUGGUAUUGGCAUCGCUGUGAUUCAGCUGAUUGGCGUUGUCCUGACAUGCACUUUGGCAAAGAACAUCAAGCAAGGCUAUGAAACAGUUUAAACAUUAAUCGACUGAUAGGUUCUCAAGUCCUAAAACGAUGUGCAAAUUUGCCUUUAAUUUGGGAAUAUUUACGCGUCUUGCAAAUUUGUAUUAUUUCGGAUCCCCUCUUAAUGUUCUUGCGAUUUAUCUGCAGUGAUGAAGAACUGUAGUAAAAUACUGUGAGAUAACUUUUAAGUGCUUUUCCUCUCUCAAUUUAAAAGUUGCCCUCUGAUAUGCAUUUUUGUUUGCUUUAAUUAUUUUAUAAAAUUGUCUGCUCUCAAUACUUUUGUAUUUAUAUCAUUUGUAGCAAAAGCACAUCUAUAAUAAUAAACCAACACUUAAAAAUUUGCCAUAUUAGAACGUGUGUGUUGGAGAGUAUAUAAAAAUAUCUUUGUAUUUUAGGAAAUUCAUCGAAUCAUGUGUAAGCUGAAUAAAUUGUGAAUUUGAACACAUA
This is a messenger RNA of Cloeon dipterum, 1376 nucleotides long. Its product is annotated as CD63 antigen-like. The transcript has 6 exons. The record is from RefSeq and is a predicted model, not a curated record. NCBI's taxonomy places the organism in Eukaryota, Metazoa, Arthropoda, Insecta, Ephemeroptera, Baetidae. Gene Ontology annotation, cellular component: plasma membrane. The coding region runs from base 206 to 943 and encodes 245 amino acids.